Orbicella faveolata is the source of this 1186-nucleotide messenger RNA. RefSeq lists its product as uncharacterized. The record is from RefSeq and is a predicted model, not a curated record. NCBI's taxonomy places the organism in Eukaryota, Metazoa, Cnidaria, Anthozoa, Scleractinia, Merulinidae.
AUGGGACAGUUCGAUCUCCUUCGAUGUUGGGAUCAAAGCUGGGGAGUUUUCCUAAUUACUGAGAAUGUAUUUUUCCCUUUUUUUCCUCUUUUAACCGCUACUUAUGAUUUUAUUAUAGGUAUUAUAUCACUUUUCCCAAGUUGUCCGGUCUACCAUAACGCGAGAUUCGUCUGUCUGCGGAACGAAUUUUCAGACAUUGUGCUGGUGAUUGUAUACAAUUAUCCUUUCUAUUCAAGUAUCCCAUCCCUGACAGCACUGUACAAGAAUGCAUUUCCCACGAUCAUGUUCUGCGGACCACACAAGGCCACGAACUACUCCGUAGAAGCUGCUCAUAUUCACAAAGGAUACUUCUCUUACACGUGCAUGUCACGUGCCAUAGAGAAACAUCCGGGGUACGCUGGGUAUCUACUCAUCAACGAUGACGUAAUGUUGAAUUAUUGGAAUCUAGUUGGCAUGGACCGAGAGAAAAUAUGGGAAGGACCUAAAGGGACAAUAAGGUUUCUGAAUUACAGUAUACCAGCAAAUUGGUACUGGUGGAAUUCUACCUGGGGAAUAAAAACAUGCCAAAAGGCUUUCAAUGAAAUCUGGGCUUUACAAGAAUCUACUGCGGAUGAAUGGUUGCCGCGAACGAUUGGUAAUCAAGGGAACGGUGCAAAUAGAAAACUCUCGAUAUGGGACGUGAAAGAAUCGAUGGAUGUUUUCAAACAAAAUGGAAAUGACACAUUUUACUGCUUUCGUGGCCGCUCGGAUGUGUUCUACAUUCCUGGCAAAUUUGCAGAUGGAUUUCAAACACUUUCUUACGUUUUCUACAAGCAUAGUUCAUUUCUGGAAAUUGCUGUGCCAACAAUGUGUCGGAUGCUUGAUAGAGCAGAGAAUUUUGAGUAUAUCCCUGGGGUUUACCUGCCCGGUAGAUCCGGGGAACCCCCGGUAAGAAAGGCAGAGCACUUUUGGGAAGUAUAUGAUAAGAAGAUUGCAUUCAUUCAUCCCUUGAAGCUUAAUUAUAAGCACGAUGGUGCUCUAAAUGCGGUGCUGUUACGAAGCUGGAUCAAAGAGUAUAGUGACAGCCUGAGUAAAUGCGAUAGAAAGGAAUAAUAAGAGCAUGGCACUUAAAGGACUGUUGUCAGCCUCAGCCAUUUUCGAGGCUAUCGAAAUUAUUGAUAUUGCAUGGUGAAGCGAAAUCUUUUAC